Molecule: messenger RNA, 2289 nt
Organism: Rotaria sp. Silwood2
Lineage: Eukaryota; Metazoa; Rotifera; Eurotatoria; Philodinida; Philodinidae
Source: the annotation of a GenBank genome assembly
AUGAAUAUGAAUACAAAUAUUAAUACAGAAACGAUCAAAACUCCAAGUCAAGAUGCUCAAGGUCGUUGGUAUGACUUACUAUCACCAACACAAGUACUAACAGGACAAGAGCAAACAACAACUACAACAUCAAUAUCAAACAUAAAGAAAAAGCAACCACGUAAUCGAAAAUUACAACGUUAUUGUCGAAAACUUCGUAAACAAGGUUUAGAUGAAGCAACUAUCCUAAUGUAUAAACGUUCUAAUCAAUUAGAACAACAACAACAGCAUCAAACAGAGGAUGUAGAAAUGGAAGAAAUAAUUCCUCUCAAUGAUACAAUGACAUUACCAGGUCCAUACAAUCCUCAACGAAAAAUAAUGAAACGUAAACGAGAUGAAUCAACUAAGCAAGAUGAUACAUCUAUUAUCAAAUCAUUAAGUCAAUUAUCAAUGAAAGAAAAUUCUAAGAAAAAAAAGAAACGAUCGUCUUCGUCUUCGAAAGUACAAGAACAAGAAAACCAACAGCAAGACAAAGAAAAUGAAGAAAAUUUAAUUCAAGUCAAUGAUAAUAAACAGACAACAUCAUUACAUUAUUAUUUAAAUGCUACGGAUAAAAAAUUUAAACAAAUGUUAAAGGCUGCCUUUGUUGGUGGCAAAAAUAUUCUACAAUGGUGUAAAUCAAAAGAGAAUCUUCAUUAUCUACGUGAACAUACUCGUUUAGUUGAUAGAGUACAUUAUCUUAAAUUAGAAGAAGAUCUUUGGGAAAAUUAUACAAUUUAUGGUGAAACAUAUCACUGUUGGACAUCACCAUUAUCAAAAACAAUCAUUAAAGAUAAUAAAUUAGAAUCAGAUUAUAAAAUAUCCAAAAAGUCUAUGAUAAAAUAUCAAGAAAGAAUCAAACAACAACAACAAGAAGCUGAAGAACAAGUUGAAAAGCAUGCCUUAUUAUUGAAAGAUUAUCAACAGCAAGAUUCAAGCAUCGAUGAACAACAUUUAUGGGCAGCCAUCUUAGCAUUAGUACGUAAGGGUCAACAUAAAUUAUCAGAAAAUUAUGAACAUAGAAAAAAAUAUUUCAAAAAUAGUGCUAAAGAUUAUUCUUUUGUUAAAGCAUGUUAUGAUUGUCAACCAACACAAGAUGAAAUUAUGUCAAUGCAAGUUAUUUGGCAAGCAACUAUUAAUGAAUGUAAAUCACAACAAAAUGUCGAUAUUUUAAAGCAACAUCUCUUUAUAAAACGAAUACCUAAAUCAUUAGAUUAUCUUGAUCAAUCAUUUUCAAAUGUGGAGAAUAAAUUAAGUAAACCUGUUUAUAAUGAUAAUAUAAGAACAACAAUUUCAACACGUCAUAAAAAAAUUAUUGCACAAAAUAAAUGUGAUUUAAUGACACUUUAUAUUAGUGUGGCUGAAGCAGCUGUACAUGGUUAUUAUCAAUAUGCUGAAAAUGAAAAAAAGAAAUUAGUCAAUCAUAUGAAACAAGAUCCACUUCGACAAGAAUUCAUCGAACAAUUUAUCCAAGCUAUUGAACAACGCCAAAAACAUAUUCGACAAUAUAUGGAAUAUUUAACAAAACGACGUAUUCAUUUUUUCUACCAUCGCUCCGACGAUCGUCGACAUAAAUGGUAUCGUCGGAGCUAUCAUCUUAAUUUAUAUUGGGAUAUUCUUCCAUCAUCACCUAUUAUUGAAGUUUCUAUCAAAUUAACACCGGAACAAUUGGCUUUACUUUCUCGUGGUCCAAAAUAUGUACCACCAUGUCAAAGUCGAUUUUAUAAGAAGGAAGCAAAGGACAAAAUUAUUCAAGAAGAAUAUAAAAAUAUUAUUACUAAAGUAACCGAAUUUAUUCGACAACAUUCUUUUUGUGUAUCAGAAAAACGCAUCAACGACUUUUCUACUGAUCUUAAAAGUCUUAUUCAACGUCUUUAUACAAAAAAAUUAUCACGAAAAUUAUCAGUACGUGCUAAACGUGAACAUAAAUUAAUUACUAGUAUUCGUCGUUAUUUAAAUAAAUAUCGACAAGUUAUUUUACGGCGUACGGAUAAAAGUAAAGUAUUUCAUCUAGGUGAUGCCAAUGAUUAUCAACGAAAAGUUCUUGAAUAUAUGCAAGAAACAGAAGCCUACGAAGAAAUUACAUCUGGUAUUUCACCAUUAGCAGCCAAUUUACAACAAGUUAUUUCAUUACUUAAUCUUCUUUACCAUGCAGAAAAACCUUUGAUUUCUAAAAAGCAAUAUGAAGCAAUGUAUCCAAAAGAAAAUACAAUUGAAUUAGGUCACCUCUAUUUUNAAAAAAAAAAAGAAAUUAUAAAUUAUCUAGUUUGA